Messenger RNA from Zingiber officinale, 2145 nucleotides. RefSeq names its product putative GPI-anchored protein pfl2. The transcript has 6 exons. The record is from RefSeq and is a predicted model, not a curated record. The coding region runs from base 1 to 2145 and encodes 714 amino acids. Lineage: Eukaryota; Viridiplantae; Streptophyta; Magnoliopsida; Zingiberales; Zingiberaceae.
AUGGGGGAUAUUUGGAAGAAAUAUUUCUUCAAAUAUUUGAGAGUGGAUGCCAUUUUUGAAGCUUUAGUCGAAGAGUGGCUAGGUCUGGAGGAGGAUCAGAUCCGUGCUAAGGAGCAGGAAUUUCUUGUUGAGUUGAAUCAACCCCCUUCAACAGAGGCCCCUAUUCCACCAAUAGUGGCAUCUAGUUCUCAAGCAGCUCCUGAAAUAACCUCUCCUGCUCCUUCUCCAAUCAUAGAGCUUACCUCUCCUGUAACCUCAGAGAAGUCUCUCAUGGCCGCCCCUACCUCUGCUCCAACCAAAAAAUGCCCGGGGCGCAAACUGACCCUGGCUCCCUCUCCUAAAAGAAGAGUCAUUUCUUCCUCUGACAACCUUGUGAAUAUUCCUCCUUCCUCUUCUGAGCCUACGUUAUCCACUCUUUACCCUACUCUAACUUUUUCUCCAAUUUCAAUUCCUUUGGACCAAUCUACUCAGGGUGACACCUCUACUUUCGUUAUGUCAUUCCCUGAACAAUUUUCUCUGCCUUCCCAAGAAGCUUCUUAUUUGAUUUUUGCUCCCCCUUCCAUCCAAACUUCCUUGUCCUCCGCCUCUUCUUCCUCUUUUCUACUCCCUAUAUUAUUGGGAGGAUCUUUUACUACUUCUUGGGAGGAGACUCGUCCACUAAUUGAAGGACUUACUCCCUCCGAAUUAGUUGAUAGAUUUUCCCUUGAUGAGACUAAGCGCUGGGUUGCCAACAUGAGCAUUGCUCGGUUGAUAUAUGAUCUAAGCUGGGAGAACGAGAGGUUGAAGAAACAAGUCUCUGAGACAUCUGUUGCCCGAGUCACUGAGAAAAUAAGUAGUCUCUCCACCCAAUUACAAGAAGCUAAAGAGAGAUUAAGCCAACGUGAGGUCAAAAUCGAGAUCCUCCCAUCUCAAAUUCAUUCAGCUACUAGCCUUAGUGAUGAAUUACCCCUUAAGCUAGAAAAGCAUAUUGCGGAAACCAACCAGUUAUCUUCCCAGUUAUCAUCACUGAAAGUUAGCCAUGAGACUGAAUUAGCUGAUAAGCUUUCAGCAUUGAGCAUCAAAGAUAAAGAAAUAGCCUCUUUGAAUGCAUCCCUGACUACAACCAAGACAGAUGCUUCUACCAAAGAGGUUGAGCUAAAGGCAUCUCAAGAGGAAUUAGUUACUUAUCAGGCUGGUGAGGUCGAUGCUCUUCUCCCAGCUCUUAUGUAUAAAAAUGCAGCACUGAAUAAAUCAUCAUUGAAUAAGUUGGGAGAGGAAUUAUUACAGGCUUGUCAGUCCAACCCGACCAUUUCAACUCUUGGCUUGCUCUCUCCUGAUGAACCAAUUGAAGGGCUUUCUACUUCUUCAGAGGAGGAAAGACCGUUUGUCGUCAAGAGUAAGAGGCCGAAGAUCACUAGGGACACUCCCCUUGGGGAUACUUUUGCUACUCUUGAACAGGUCCCCAUUGUUCCCUGUGAGAUUUCUUGUGUGAGAGUUACCUCUGCUCCUGAAACGAUUCCUGAUGUGUCUACGUCUCUUCUGCUUCUUCCUCCAGUUUUUGCUUCUUCUUCAUCUAGAGAAAGAGCCAAGAGGACCCCCUGCAGGAGAUCCUCUAUCUCUUCUCCUUUAAGUGCUCCCACUGGAUCAUGUCCGAACCCCACGACUUCUAUCUUAGCCACUUCGAUUCCUUCUCCUUCACUGGCUGUUUUCCCUAGUUCCACUCCUCUUCCUUCCUCCUCUAUAGGGCCUUCAACUUCUACUCUUCCUUCUUCUCUAUUUAAACAAGCUCAAGGAUUACCCUCCCAAUUGGGAAAGGCCUCUAUCUGUACUACUUAUGGCCUCCUUCAAUUACAAGGCCUCCUAGCUGAUUCCUGGCUACAAAGCCAGGCAUCCAUAAAGGGGACGAGUAUUUCUGACCGUGCUGACCAUCACAAUUGUCAGUUUAUUGCUACCAAAGAAGAUGAGAAAAAGACCUUGGAGCUACAAAUGGAUGGAUUAAAUUCUCAACUUCGAAUGGAAACUGCUUUAAAAGAAAAAUCCCUCUCGGAUGUCUCCUAUAAAGUCACUAUCCUAGAAAAGUUACAAAAACUUCACAAUGUCCUUUCUUCUGGACAAGCACAAGACUCCGCCUCAAAAGACUUUGCCUUGCUACAAGGACAGGAAUAA